Molecule: messenger RNA, 524 nt
Organism: Gilbertella persicaria
Lineage: Eukaryota; Fungi; Mucoromycota; Mucoromycetes; Mucorales; Choanephoraceae
Product: ribosomal protein S27a-domain-containing protein
Exons: 3
Coding region: 12-458 (148 amino acids)
Biological process (GO): translation; protein ubiquitination; modification-dependent protein catabolic process
Cellular component (GO): cytoplasm; ribosome; nucleus
Molecular function (GO): ubiquitin protein ligase binding; protein tag activity; structural constituent of ribosome
Source: RefSeq, a predicted model, not a curated record
CUCUUUUCGACAUGCAACUUUUUGUCAAGUCCCUUGCUGGUAACACCCUCGCUCUUGAGGUCGCUCCCUCCACCUCUGUUGAGAAUGUCAAGGCUAUGAUUGCCGCCCGUGAAGGUAUUGAUGCCGAAUACCAAUGCCUCUCUUUCGCCGGUAAGCCUCUUGUUGAUGGUGAACUCGCUCUUUACGGUAUUGCCAACAACAACACUUUGAACCUCAACGCCGAACUUCUCGGUGGUGACCUACACUACCCCAAGAAGAUCAAGCACAAGCGUACCAAGGUCAAGUUGGCUAUCCUCAAGUACUACAAGGUAGAUGAAUCUGGCAAGGUUACCCGUCUCCGUCGUGAAUGUCCUAAUGCCACCUGUGGUGCUGGUGUCUUCAUGGCCAAGCACAAGGACCGUCAAUACUGUGGCAAGUGUCACUUGACUUACGUCUUCCAAAAGGAUCAACAAGCUUAAUUUUGUGUCAAGUUUUUUUUUUAAAUAAAAAAAAUCCCAAAAAAGACAAAAAAAAAAUCAAACAAA